Molecule: messenger RNA, 1639 nt
Organism: Pan troglodytes (chimpanzee)
Lineage: Eukaryota; Metazoa; Chordata; Mammalia; Primates; Hominidae
Gene: ELP5
Product: elongator acetyltransferase complex subunit 5
Exons: 9
Coding region: 437-1387 (316 amino acids)
Biological process (GO): tRNA wobble uridine modification
Cellular component (GO): elongator holoenzyme complex; cytosol; nucleus
Molecular function (GO): tRNA binding
Source: RefSeq, a predicted model, not a curated record
GCUAGGGGGCUGCCCGCAGGAACGGGGAGGGCGGGGGCAGCGGCGCGCAAAGGGCCGCGGCAGCGGAGAACGGGCGGGCAGAGCGAAGGAGCAGGGAAGGAGGGGGAGGGGGAGCCGGAGGGCGCGGAGCGCUGGGCCGGAGCGGCCUCCCCCUCCCCGAGCUCGGGGGUCCUUUAGCCGCUGGGGAGCGGGGCUGCAGCCUCUGCAGCUGGGUUUCCCACUCUGACAGGCGCCAUUUUACCGUCCAAAGGACUCCCUCUUCCUGUCUUUCCCCCUCCUCUUCCCCUUUGACACUACUUCCGGUGGUGACGUGUAUUCGCUUCACCGGGACUAAGUUCCUCCUGCGCGGUCUAUGGGGGACUAUGUUAGGUCUUAAUGGUGGGAGGACGCCCGAGUCCUCCGCCCGUUUCACCCCGAGGGGGCGGGACACUGGGUCAUGACGCCAUCAGAGGGCGCCAGAGCAGGGACCGGACGCGAGUUGGAGAUGUUGGACUCGCUGUUGGCCUUGGGCGGCCUGGUGCUGCUUCGGGAUUCCGUGGAGUGGGAGGGGCGCAGUCUCUUGAAGGCGCUUGUCAAGAAAUCUGCACUGUGUGGGGAGCAAGUGCAUAUCCUGGGCUGUGAAGUGAGCGAGGAAGAGUUUCGUGAAGGUUUUGACUCUGAUAUCAACAAUCGGCUGGUUUACCAUGACUUCUUCAGAGACCCUCUCAACUGGUCAAAAACUGAGGAGGCCUUUCCUGGGGGGCCGCUGGGAGCCUUGAGAGCCAUGUGCAAGAGGACAGAUCCUGUUCCUGUCACCAUUGCUCUCGAUUCACUCAGCUGGCUGCUACUUCGCCUUCCUUGCACCACACUCUGCCAGGCCCUGCAUGCUGUGAGCCAUCAGGACUCUUGUCCUGGUGACAGCUCCUCAGUGGGGAAAGUGAGUGUGCUGGGCUUGCUACAUGAAGAGCUUCAUGGACCAGGCCCUGUAGGAGCUCUCAGCAGCCUUGCUCAGACUGAGGUGACCCUGGGCGGUACCACGGGCCAGGCCUCGGCCCACAUCCUGUGUCGGAGGCCCCGACAGCGCCCAACUGACCAGACUCAGUGGUUCUCCAUCCUUCCGGACUUCAGCCUGGAUCUCCAAGAGGGGCUCUCUGUAGAGUCCCAGCCCUACUCCGAUCCUCAUAUACCCCCGGUGGAUCCCACAACUCAUUUGACCUUUAACCUUCACCUGUCCAAGAAAGAGAGAGAAGCCAGAGAUAGCCUGAUCCUGCCCUUCCAGUUCAGUUCUGAAAAACAGCAGGCUCUCCUGCGGCCUAGGCCAGGGCAGGCUACCAGCCACAUCUUCUAUGAGCCAGAUGCUUAUGAUGACCUGGACCAAGAAGACCCAGAUGACGACCUGGAUAUUUGACUGGCCAGAUUUGAUUAGAUUGUAAUUGGAGGGGGCGCGGGAAGACUUUGGGCCCAGAACCAUCUUCCUGUUGUUUGUGUUAGCCUUACCCUCUCCCUGCCCCACCUUGGUUCCCCUUGUCUAUGGAGCCCCGCCUUGUGAGCCAGGAAGCAGCGUCUCAUCAGGACAGAAGGUAGGAUGAAGACAUGGGGUAAUGUGAGAGAGUAGAACACCCCCGUACCUAAUAAAAAUCUUUAUUUUUUUAUUAAAAAA